This is a messenger RNA of Verruconis gallopava, 1083 nucleotides long. RefSeq lists its product as uncharacterized. Gene Ontology annotation, cellular component: intracellular anatomical structure. NCBI's taxonomy places the organism in Eukaryota, Fungi, Ascomycota, Dothideomycetes, Venturiales, Sympoventuriaceae. The coding region runs from base 104 to 1048 and encodes 314 amino acids. Gene Ontology annotation, molecular function: oxidoreductase activity, acting on NAD(P)H, oxygen as acceptor. The transcript is spliced from 2 exons. The record is from RefSeq and is a predicted model, not a curated record.
CACCUUGCGAGACUGACCGUUGGUCUUGAAAUGGGCUUCCUGCGCGCUCGUCUAUAGUAUUUCUCUUCAUGAAGUAGCUGAAUGAUACGUACACGAAGGAAGCAUGUCUGAACUAUCAACUUAUUCGGCUCCUGCUCACGCUGGGAUGCAGUUUACUAAACGGAUUCACAAUAAAGCCGAAGGCCCAACUGACCCAAACAACAUCAAGCUUCCAAGCCAUUUCACCGUUGUGGUCACAGGAGCAGGGAAAGGACUCGGUUACGCCAUAGCAGUGGCAUAUGUGAAAGCUGGCGCAGGCGGGAUUUCCAUAUCUUCCAAUACGCAGUCAGACCUGGAUAAAUUGAAGGCUGAGCUGGAGAGUAUCAACCCCAAAGUGAAAGUUAUCACUAAUAUCUGCGACACGAGGAAGGAUUCAGACGUCAAGAAGCUGUCUGAAGAUGUAAAGGCGACGUUUGGUCGCGUAGACGUCGUUGUUGCCAAUGCAGGCAUUAUUUCGAAGUAUCUGAUUGAGUCAGACGGACGGAGAAAGAUUCCACAAGGUGUUGUGGAGGAUGACGACUUCGAGCGUGUAAUUGAUGUAAACCUGACUGGUAGCCGACGGACGGCAAAAUAUUUCGUACCUUUACUCAGGGAUACCAGGGAUGGAGCAAAGACCUUCAUCGUUAUCACAUCAAUGGCUGCGCAUUCGACCGAUAGCAUGCUAGUUUCAGAAGCAUACAUCUUGAGCAAAAUUGCGAACAAUCGGAUGGCUGAGCUUAUUCAUAAUGAUCAUUAUGAGAAAGACGGGAUUUUGGCAUACGCCGUUCAUCCAGGUGCGGUACUUACGCCGCAGACACAAGGUCAUAGCAAUGAAAAAGGUGAUAUAUGGGAGCAAAUUCUGUCCGAUGAUGUUGGGUUGUGCGGAGGUUUUCUGACGUGGCUAACUUCCGAAAGACGACCUUGGCUCUCCGGUAGAUACAUCUCUGUCAAUUGGGAUACGGAGGAAUUGGAGGCAAUGAAGGAUGAGAUUGUGAAAACCGACAAGCUGAAAAUGAGAAUGGUAGUUUAGCUUUGAAUUUCAAACCGAAUUUUCAGUUAUACCCC